AUGCUUACUCCACCACAACUGGUGUUGUUGGUGAAUAGUGUGGACCAAGAGAGUUGUAGAAGGAUUUUGUUGGUAAUUUUUCUCCGCUCUCGUCUCGUUGGGAUGGCUAAAACGUCGAGACUGAAAUAAAUACAUCAUCUUCUUUCUUCCUGUAGGUUUUUGGGAUAAAAUGGCUUCACAGCCACCCCAGAGACCACGUCGAAAUGCGUCGCCUGCAUCAAGCUCAAAACUACAACCUAUAAAGGCGACUUUCCCGUUCUCGCUGAUAGCUCAUGGCAAUCCAAGUCCCACUCGUGGGAAUGGGCUGCGAAGACCAAGUCCAUCUUCUUCACCGGUCCAUGGCAGUGAAAAUGGUCUCAAACACCGCAGAAGUUCGCCAGAAACACGUGGAUCUCCCGAGCAUCGACGGAGUCCAUCUUCUCCGUCUUCUUCGUCCAGCUCGAAAGGUUAGCUGAGUGACGUGCUUUUGAAAUAAACCCUUUAGACGGGAAAUUAACCUUCGAAGAGUCGCAAUUUAUAGCCAAUAAAUUCUUGACCCGGAUGCCAAGGAUAAAUCCUUAUUUCUAGGUUCACUAUGGUACGCCGUCCAAUUUCGCUUUUCAUCUGUCGGUCAUCUUUUCGCUGUUCAACGUAUUGACCUAUUCUGAAAGCCAUUUCCGUUGUUUCAAAACAGUUUAGGUCGAGCUUAGUUGACAAUUGAUAAAGAAGUUAUAUCAUUUUGUUCGCAGGUGAAAGAAGCAAAAUUACAAAAAGUAAUUCAGUUUCCUCAAUAAGAAGGACCUCGUCAUUAGACGCCAUUUCUCCUUAUAUGAGUGGACAGUGGCCGAAAGAGGUUGGAAGUUACGGGCCGAGUAUGUGCCACAAAUCAACACAGGUUAGUUAGGUACCGCGCUAUUAAUAAAACAUUUCUUAAAAACUGCAAAAUCUAGGCUAAUUUGGAGUAAGAAAAGCAGAUACAAGUAAUUCACAAAGGAAUAAACUAAGCUUAAGUAAAUUUAAUUGCCUUUUGGUUCACUUAUUGAAUCUCGGCCAUGACAACGAGUUUAAUUCCCAAGCAACUCUGAAAUUUGAUGAUCUAAGCUGUAAAUUAAGUUUGUUUUAACUCGCAUGAUGGAGUCCGCUUGACAGGGAACAUUGAACAAAUCUUAACCAGCAAAGCAAAGUCAAAUCUAUUGGCUGUAUAAUUGUAGGAAAGUUUAUUGAAGGUUUUUUUACAAUCAGCUUGAUUUAGGGGUCAAAGAAUCAUCAGUAAAAGUUUUUCAUGUUUAUUGUAACUGGUACUUGCAGUUCUGGCUGUGUUAAGAUGCUGCAGUAGCAGAAUGGUGGAAAAAUUAUACUCUGCUUCCUAAAAGUUUGAUGAGGAGCAGUGUUACCUGGAUAUUACAAAGGAACGUACUGAUGAUAUUUGGAUAAUGACUGAGCCUUCUCCCCCUUCUUCGCUGCCCUACCCAUCCCACCCUGCAAGUGUAAAUCCUGUUUAUCAUGCUCCUGUUUUGGAAAUAUAAAAUGCAUGUUUUUGAAAGGGAGUCCUUGAGAAAAUUUAUGAAGGUAGUUGAAAGUGGCUGAAUGAUUCAGACUCUGCGGACUUGUUUACUUGGCCUGUUUUCUUUUGUUCAAGUUUGACUUGGUCUAGUGAAGAUAGGGUGGGGUAAUCAAUGAAUGUGAAACAAUCAUGGCUUGUUUUUCAUUUAAAAUAUCUGCCUCGUUAUUUCAUUAAAUAAGAUUAUGGACACUUUUUUUCAUCCACUGGUUCUAGAGAAAGACAUAUUAUGGUCAGAGCUCUGGGGGACAGCAAAGCAAGGUUGCUGUAACAGUAUCCCAUAUGUGCAAAUCAACUUGUAAAUUACAGCGUAACAGGGUACAUGCAGAAUCCUCAAUGUAGGCUGUCAGCUCUUGAAAUAAACCAGAAACUUAAAACUCUUUUAUUUAUGAGAUGUUGCAAUGAUUGGCUUGUUAAAAAAGUCAUUGUUAAAACAGGGUCAGGUGAAAUUCAAAAUGCAUUUCCUGUAAUUUGUUGAGUUUGUUGGUGACCGAGAACAAGAUGUUACUUGCCAGCUUUAGAUAACAUCUGUGAUGCAGGGUAGACAAAAUUCAAAUUUUAGUGACUUUGAGUUGUAUUGUUGUGUAGACGCCAGCUUGGGAAGAGAGUGAAAUCGAAGAAAAUUUUGGAACAAGGCACAAGAGAUCGAACUCUUUGGGAAGUGCAGACCAGAAAAUAAAAGAGGUAACUGAUGCACUGAACUAGUUAUGAGCUAAACAUACUGUCAAAUAAUGGAAUGUAGAAUUAACCCUGAGUAAAUUUGCUAAGUGCUGAUGCUCCCUUGGAGCGUUAGGCCUGGUAUAGGGAAAGCCCUUAUUAAUGUAUAUGUUGGACAAGCAAAUUUCACCACCAAGCCUAGUUUUGAAAAUUGUAAGUUGCGAAGUUUUGGGUUAGUGAAUUCCCAAGGCAGUUUGGUUGAAAAGAAAACCCAGGUACAAAGAGUGUAAAUGCUAAGAAUUUUGCUUACAAACAAGGCUUGAUGGUUAGCCUGCGAAAACAGCCAUUUGCCACUGGGGUCGUUUUGUGAGGAGUAACAUCUAUGACUCGGCUGAUUCCAUGCUGAUGACGUAAAUUCUGUUCAGAAUCCGGUCAGAAGCGCUGAUUGGUUGAUGGAGUAGUUACAUUGUUUUAGCUACUGUUUACGAACGACAGACAAAAGACAAAAGGCAACAGAUGUCAAAUAUAAACUUGAUGAAUCUCUAACAAAACAGUAAAUAUUUGUAGAAUAUAGUCUUCUCUAGAAGAAGCAUUGGAUUUUUCUGGUGCUUGUUUGCAGAUGAACACAACGCUUUACCAAAAUCAACCAGGAAAAAUGUAAAAUUGAACAAGUUUGCAUUUGGAACUUCAUGACUACCGGAUUUAUUAUGUGCACUGUAAAUGUUGAUUUAUGUCAUCAGUAUGGAAUUUCUGCUGCUGAGACGUAGACAUUCCUCCACGCAAAACGUCCCCAGCGGCAAAGAGUGAGAAGAAACGGCUGUUUUUGCAGGCUACUUGGUGGUAGAAUUUGCUCUUCUGUUAGAAUCGUACACAAUGGCCCUUAGGGAGUUGUGUAAUGAAAUAAUGGUUGUUCAUGUAGGUCACUGCAAAUUAACAACCGUACAUUGUGUCUUCAAAUGUCUAGUAAUAGUCAAUUUUGAUAUUCCCCAAUGGCCCUGGGAUGAGAGACUUCUUAGUGCAAAGGUUAAUGCGGGGAACUUCUUGGUGCAAACACAAACAAAAUCAGUAAAUGCCACUGAAUUGCUGGAAACAAUAUAAAUCAUGAAAAUUAUAAUAUUUCAAAGUUCAAACCUUACCAGUAAGCUUAAGGGUUAACUGUUUCAAAGAACAAAACUGUGGGAAGAGCUUGUCAUACCAAGAGAAAAAUUAAAAAAAUUGUGAAUCCAAAAGAAGAAUGAGCUUAGAAAUGGUAAAUUGUGUUGAAAUAUAAGUAUUCAAAUUCUUGUAAUUUUCAUACUUCUUUCUGAUAUUAAAUGCUUGGUGAUGUGCAGUAUCUGAUCACUGGAAUGUUUGUUUUUCAGAAAUUAAAACAACAUUUGCAGCGCACAAAGCAAGGGAGUAAAUCCAGUCAGACUUAUGGGCGUCAAUCUCCUCUCCAUGGUGAUCACACAGCCAUUGCUGCAAGCAGACUUCCUCAGUCAAUUCCCAUAUCAAUCCCUUUAGCACCAAGGCAAUCAGAGGGACCGCAGAAGCGAAGCCUGGAGGGGCUAAAUUCUGAAAUUCAGAAACUAGUCCUGACAGACACCCAGUCAGACAGAGUGAGUAUUACAAUAACGGAGUGAUUUCUUGCAUACUGAUUGGUGGAGAGCUAUUUUUUUUCAACUUUAUUAGUAACUUUAGGGAAAAAAUAAUUGUACAUAAUUUGUUCAAUACAUGUGCACAACAAUAGCCAGCAAAAUACACUAAUUACAUUACAUAGUGAAGUAAAAAGAAACCAAAAAAAAAACCUUUUUCUGUGUGCACAAUAUGUAAACGUUUUUUUGGUGGAGAGCUAUGUUUGAUAAGAGUACAGACCAUGGAAUUGCCUUGAUGGUGGUGCAAUUUGUUUUUCUCUUUCUCACACAUGCGGUUUUUCCUGAAACCUAAACAGAAAUGGACGUUAAAAUUGUCAGUGUUAUUGUAAAAAACACAAAGACAGCAAUUUUCCAUAGAAAUGAUGUCAAAAUGUUCUAAACUUUGCGCUGAGUGAAACCGCUCGCUUGUAGCUCAUGGUUUCCCCUAAGUUUUGAAGAUUUAGAUGCCAUUUCUAUGGUCGAUAAAAGUACAGACCAUCGAUAAUUGUUGUUGAUUUUUUAUUUAUUGCAUCUCUCGGUAUAAGUACAGAGUUUUUCUUUUGAACCCAACCUGACCAACCUGACACUUUCUUCACAAAAGUCUGUCAUACUACGUAAGUGAAUAACCUAACAUGUUACACAAAGGGUUUGUUCAGUUGGUAUUGAUAUUGAUUCAAUUAAUAUUCCGGAAUAAGAAUAUGCAAAAGUUUUGUUACAAAAUGUCUGCUACUGUGAUUUUUGGAUCAAUUAGAUGCUCCAUGAAUCUUACCAUUUUAUUUUAAGCAGAUUUCUCAAUAUUGUUGUGCACUGACUGUCAAAACAAGUGAUUUCUAGAGUCAAUUCCUUUUAUUCUUAUUCUGGAUUAUGGUCAAUCGAACGUGCGAAAAGGAAGCCCUUUGUUUGAUUGUAUUGUCCCGGAGAAGGUAUUGGAUUAAGACAGUGAAGUAUGUGAAGUAUUUGACCUCCCUCCUGGCAAGUUUUGGCCUCUAUAAACAGAAAAUUUUUUUCCUCUAGGUAAUUGAUCAUAUACCAGAUGGUCGAAGGGCCCCUGUUGCAGAGGUACUGUCACUGCCAUUUCGUACCGUAGACAUUCAUACCCAGACAACAGCUGAGAGUCAAGAUGCGCAAGACAGUGGGAGUGCAAACAGUAGCAGUAGAAGCCACUCCACAUCACCAACAUAUCCUAUAAUGCCAGGGGCAUCAGAUUCAAGGCCAUCUUCAAGGUGUUCCUCAGGAGGGGCUGGGGAGGCUGAGGAGAAUGUGUCUCCUGAGCUUCCUGCUGUAGGGCCUAAGUAUGCAUCUUCUCCUAAACCCAACAACUCCUACAUGUUUGCAAGAGAACCUCCUGAUGGUGCAGAGAAGGUCACACUUCAUGUUGAAGAUGCUGACAGGUCAGUGCAGUAUACAUGACAAAGUAUUAAUUUCUUAGUAGGUAUCAGUGCUGUCAAUGGGAAGCUUAAGCAAAGCUGUUUUUGAGCGACCUACAUCAACUGUAUACCUAAAUGCUACCAAUAUUGUAUUGCUAAUUGUCUUUACUCUUAUCAAGAUGAUUUGUGUGAAGAAUUUGGGUAAAGCCACUGCCCAAGAAUGCAAAAAGUCCUCUUCAGGUUGAUGUGAAUCUCUUGAAAACAUUAGGGCCAUUUAUACGAGGAAAAAUAAGACGCGUCUUACACAAGACGUGUCUUAAAUAAGACGCGAACUUUCUGUAUAAACGGCACAUUUCGUCUAAAAUAAGACGCGGCUUAGCUAAGACGCGUCUUAUUAGAUAAGACAUGCUCGUAUAAAUGGUACAGUUUGCAUCUUAUUUAAGACGCGUCUUAUGUAAGAUGCGUCUUAUUUUUCCUCGUAUAAAUGGCCCUAUUGUUGUUUAAAGUCCCUAUUCAGAACCAGGCCCCGGGCUUCUAUAAAAGUGCCCUUCAAUUACUCUAACAAAAAACAGAAGAAAAAUAGAACCAGAAGAAAUCCCUAGCUGUUUAAUUCCCUGCCUGUUUGUUGUAUUCACGCGGAAACUUAAAAUCUAAGUGACAUUGGACCCUGAUGUAUCUUGAACUGCUUCCUACAAUACCAGCCAUUGCAUCUGCAUACAUUGUAUGGUCAUGUUGUGAAAAAGUAUGACCUAAUUUGUAACAAGCAUCACAGGAUUUGUCCUUGGGUCCUAAGAGUUUGAAUCUGUGCUCAGGUGACCUUUGGCAUCCAUUCAUGAUUAAACUCAUCCAUACAUGAUUAAACACAUCCAUACAUGAACACAAUCUUGAUAACAUUAAAUUACAGUGAUAUACAGCGAAAUAGGGUAUCAUUUUCCAAAGACCAGUAACAUUUAUAUCCAUAGCACUAGUUCAAAUCGUCUUCACUUUAACUCUGUUACAAGACUCUUACCAUGAAGGCCAAACAUGGCAGCCAGUUGAAAUUCUAUUUUUUAGUGAGAAACCAUGUAACCUUAGGUAACAAUUGCAGCUUUAGGUUGUGUUUUUUUGUUGUUGUGGUCAAGCCAAGAUACAGCUGACAGUGCCCUUGUGUUGGAAAAUUAAGUAAAAUAGAAAAAUAUUGAUGCAUCUGUUGGCAAACCUUGAACUCAAUUCUUAUUUCAAGACGUGAAUAACAUGCUCUGUGAAACCAAUGGUGAAUGAUCUUUAAAAGAUGAUCUGUUUUUAGGGAUUAAUGGGCAACCAGAAAAUGGUUUGUCACUUUAUUAAAACGUAUUUUCAAGGCCCAGGAAGACCAAUAAACAACAUAUCAGGGCUGUUUUCAUCAGUAAAAUUAAGUGAAAGGUAUCAUUAGUGUCCCCUUCUUAAUGAAAGGCAAAAAUAAUAAUAUAAGUUUUUUUGACCAGUUUUUAUAGAGAGUGUAAGUUGUUUUUCUUCUUCUUUUUUUGCUGUUAAAGGGAUGCAGCCAAAUUGCUAGUUGGACCUGACAAGACAAAAGUAAAGAUUAUAAACAUAAGUUCAAGAUCAGCGUUCUCUGCAUUUUCUGCACUACCUUCCUACCCCAAGAUGGCCGUCCCUUCUCAUGCAACAGCCAACCAGCAACUUCCACAAGUAGAGGCAUCACAGUAAUGUUCAGAACAGUGUAAAAGUGUGCAGUUGACUCUAAGAUACAUGUAGACACUGUUGAGACCACCACAAAGUGUUUGUUCAAGGGGGUAGACUGCCUUAUAAUGGUGGUAAGGGAGAAAGACUCAUCAGCAGAUGUUAGAUGUUGUUUUCAGGAAUUGUUGGUCUUAUGGAAGUGUCUGCUAAAGGAGAAUCUGCUGGACUAAAUAAGGAGGUUGAAAACUGCCAAAGGUGGUGAAACCUUUCAUCUGAGGUUCAUGUACUUAAAAAUAUAAUAAUUUAUUACUUGGUUUACAUUCUGAAGAACAAAAACAGGUUCUCAUUCAUUGUUACAGUGAGCACUCCAGUUAUCCCUCUUCUUUAAGAUUAUUGGUUCUGGUAUGCCUAAAUUAUGAAAAACUCGUACUUUUUAGAAAGGUUUGCAGAGAAUUGAGUGGUUGGGUCCGAUUGUCUUCGUUUUGUGUUGCAAAAAGAAACAAGUGCUUAAUAUUAUUUAUACAAAAACAGAUUUGUUUUUCUACUGGAUUAAGACAGCUGUAUUAUAUACACUUUGUUUUCCAUGGUUACAGUGUAGUUGUGUUUGGGAUAUAUGGCCAAGAUGUCGAUAUUUAUAGUGCCUUUUAGAUUUCAAUACAAGUACAACUUUUUAUAGUGCUAGUGUAGUUGUCGAGCCAGUCAUGUUGCUAAACUACUUUAAAUACACCUUCCUCUGGCUGUCCAGCAAGCUGAGACUCAAGAAGCUCUGUCAUGUAUCUUUCAGGUUUUUCCUUUUCAAUCCAUUUUAAUCUUCCCCAUUCCACACCAUCCUUAAUUUAUGUUUCACUUGAACCUCGUGUUGGUUCUCUUUUUACUAAAAAAAAGUACAUUUUUCUUAAGAUAAAUUUUUGUUGCAAAAUAUUGACUUAAAAUGUUGAUAGAGAUCUUUCAAGCCACAACUGUCUAGUUUUAGCUAAAGCAACAAACUCAGUUUGCCAACUCACACAGGUACACAAAUCUUGUACUUGUAUUCCAAUCGAAAGGUUACCGUUGGAAAGAAAGAUUUGAAUGUCUGCCAACUGGCAUAUUCUGCAGCCAACUAGUGAGAUUCUUGUGAAGUUAUAGUUAGGUUGGAGGUGGAUGGAGGUGAAAGAAGUUGGGUUAAUGUGUAUUGUAAUUUCACAAAUCCCUAAAAGUUUGCACUGUUAUUUGUUUCACUGUAUGCCAACCCGAAUUCUUCCCCAUAACAUGUGUCUUACGACUUCCAGAAGGUUUUUGCCUGAGGGUAGUGUAAUAGCAGCAUUUUGUCAUUACUUACAUGACAACUGCUGUCAUGUUAACACUGCAAGGGUAAAACUUUUUCUCUCAGAAUACCCUUGAUAGUGUAGAGCUCACAAAAUGUUGUUUCUUUUUGUUUCAUCUCUGAUGUCAAUUUUCCAUGUCAUUUUCCAGUGUCACCUUGUUUGUCUUGACAACCCCAUUUUUAAGCCUCGCUCAAUCUGUAUUUAUAUAUAUAUAAAGAAGUACCAGUAAAAAAAACCACUUAAUGGAUUGUUCUGAGGGAGGUUAGUGUUUGGUUCAAAGAUUGUAUAGUAUGUUUAUUCCAUUAUUGUAUUGAGGAAGUGUAUCAUAUUCAUAAAUAUUUAGUGUAACUCAAGGAAACAAACCUUUCUAUUAUAACGUGAACAAUUUAGGAGUUUUAUAUCAAAGAAAACUAUUGUGACAUUCAUUGACUUAAAUUCUUAAUGUAUACUACAGCUCUUGAUGUAAAUAUUUUAUGGAUUAAGAUGACUAUAUGAUACUUGUAUAUUUUUACAGUUAAAGAAAAUCAAAAUCUGUUGUAGAUUUAUGCAACAUUGAAGGCUGUUCAGAUUUUGUGUACUGAGACUAGUUUAGAUUGCAUUGCAUAUCUUUUCUUUAUCUUGACUUUUGACCUACUUGUACUGGCUGGUUCAGUCUAAGUUCAGCAGUUAAUACUGACACUGGUAAAAAAUAUAUGGAGUCUUGCAGACUGGCAGGUAAAUAAGGUGUUUACUCUAAAACUUCCCAAGUCUGUGGAUAGCUUUUGGUUAAUUUAUUUUUGCCACGACUGUGAGCAGCUUCUCUGGUUAGUUAGCCCACCAAGUGAAACAUGUGAAAGAUGAGAAUGGCUACACGUGUGACCUCAGGCACCAAAUGGGAGGGGCUUCUUCUAGGGCCUGCCAUCCUGGCCCCUAUGUGCUGGUACUACCAUUGCACUAUUAAACUUUACAGAAAAAUAAGAGACUGCUCAUUGGCUAUUCACAGCAGCAUUUCCUUUGUUUACCCGCCGGUAUGCAGUCUGUAUUUUGUUGCCACUGCCUUACAACUUUGUAAUAGACCCUUGCUGCAAACAGAAUCAUACUUUCUGUGGCAUUGAAAAAUAAAGCUGACAAGAAAGUUGAUGGGAAGUGCGGGGUAGCAUAUUUGAGGAUAUUUAUUCAGUUAACAAAUACAGG
This is a messenger RNA of Porites evermanni, 9313 nucleotides long. NCBI's taxonomy places the organism in Eukaryota, Metazoa, Cnidaria, Anthozoa, Scleractinia, Poritidae. The record is from the annotation of a GenBank genome assembly.